CAGUUUUUACACCACACAAGUUUGGCAACACUUGUCUGGGGGCGUGUGGGGGUGUACUUCGGCGAAAAAAUCCCUAAACAAAUCAUUUUUAUCGAGGGUUUUGUUAUGAGUUUCCUCGAAUUUUCCACGUAAAAUGAGUGACUUAUUUAAAUCAGCAUAUGAGUACUUUAGUGGCCCCACGAACGGGCAAAGUGACAACAAUUUCGUGGGCCAAGUAAUAGAAAUUUCUAAUGUUAAACUCCGAAUAAAAAAAGUCAUUGCUGAAGGCGGUUUUGCUGUAGUUUUCGUUGCCCAGGACGUGGCCACGGGCAAAGACUACGCUUUGAAAAGACUUUUGGCCGCAGAUGAAGAAGCAAAGAACAACAUUAUGCAGGAGAUUAACAUCCUGAAGAAGCUGGCAGGGCACCCCAACAUUAUCCAGUAUUUGUCGGCGUCGUUUAUUGAUAAAUCACAGACCACACAUGGGAAGGCGGAGUUUUUGUUGGUCACAGAGUUGUGCACAGGAGGCUCCUUGGCCGAGAUUUUGCAGGCGAGGAGUGCCCCCUUCGAGCCGGAAAUCAUCACACGAAUAUUCUAUCAAACAUGUCGGGCUUUGGCACACAUGCACUCGCAGAAUCCGCCAAUUAUACACAGAGACUUAAAACUAGAGAAUUUAUUGAUAAGUAGAGACGGUACAAUAAAACUAUGUGACUUUGGUUCAGCCACUGUUGAAAUAUUUAGACCUGACCUGACCUGGUCUGCCAACCAACACGACAGUCUGGAAGAAAAUAUGGCGCACUGUACAACCCCCAUGUACCGCGCCCCCGAAAUGGUCGACACUUGGAACAACUAUUUCGUGGGCCCCCCUGUGGACAUCUGGGCCCUGGGCUGUCUCCUCUACGUCUUUUGUUACAUGAAGCACCCGUUUGAAGACAGCGCUAAAUUGCGAAUUAUUAACGCUAAUUACAAUCUUCCUCCCGAUCCUAAAUAUUCAUGCUUCCAAGACAUUAUCCGUGGCUGUCUCCAAGUCAAUCCCGAGCAACGCUUGACCGUGUCCGGAGUGCUGGAGCGGGUGGCUGCCAUCGCCGAGUCCAACGGUUUCAAUUUGAGGGCCCCCUUGCAGUUCCAGCAGAAGCAGUCCCCGGAGCCCGACCACAGCUCCGGCGAUGGGGUCCACAACAACGUGAAGCCGCCGCCGCGGCCGGUGCCCCCCAAGCCGCAGCCGGCCCCCGAGCGGCCCCCGCAGCCCCCCCAGAGGCCCGCAAUGCCCGUGCAGCGGCCCCCGGAGGGGAAGCAGUCGGGGCUGUUCUCGUCGCUGAAGGGCGGAGCCGGGAGUUUUUUGAAGAAUUUGAAAGAUACGAGUUCGAAAGUGAUGGCAACGAUGCAACAAUCGAUAGCGAGGACGGAUUUGGAUGUGAGUUAUGUGACUUCGCGUAUUUUGGUGAUGCCGUAUCCGUCUGAGGGUAUUGAAUCUGCGUAUAAAACUAAUCAUAUUGAAGAUGUGCGCGUGUUUUUGGACUCGAGGCAUCCGAAUUUGAAGUAUUCCGUUUAUAAUCUUAGCGGGAAGUCGUAUCAUUCGAAGUUUGGGCAAGCGAGGGUUGUCGAUUGUACGUUUGCGUAUCCUGAACAUUUUAAAGCUCCGUUGUUGAAUUCGCUGUACCAGCUUUGCGAGGAUAUUUAUCAGUAUUUGGCUGGUGAUAGUCGGAAUGUGGUCGUUGUUCACUGCACGGACGGAAAAGCCACCUCUGCCACCCUCGUAUGCGGCUUACUUAUUUAUUCAUUUCUUUACGAAGUUCCUGAAGAUGCCCUACAAAUGUUUGCCGUCAAGCGCUGUCCACCCAAUAUGAGACCUUCCGAAUUAAGAUACCUGUACUAUUUGGCAGAUAUUGUGAAAAACCCGCCGGCUUAUCCGCACUAUAAACCGGUCACUUUUGUCUCGAUUCAGAUGCAGCCGGUCCCACUUUUCACCAAAAUUAGAGAUGGGUGUCGCCCGUAUUUGGAGGUUUACAGCGAGAAUCGGUGCUUACUUUCGACGCUACAAGACUACGAAAAAAUGAGAUUGUAUAAUGUUACCGAAGGAAAAGUUUUAUUGCCGAUCAAUGUGAGCGUUUGUGGCGACGUUUGCAUCACCAUUUACCACGCAAGAAACAUCCUAGGGGGCGUCAUGACCCAAGGCAAGGCUACAGGGAUUAAAAUCUGCCAACUGCAAUUACACACCGGUUUUAUACCGGAGGAGGAAACCUGUUUGAAAUUUAACAAAUCGGAAUUGGAUGAAAUAUCCGACGGUCAGGAUCACUACCAGGACAGAUUUAUGGUUCUUUUAAACGUUUUUGUGUCCGAUUCGGAACGAAAACCCUCACAGCCGCCCCCAUGGUUGACGGACAAGACGCAACGUGUUUGUGAUACUAUGUUUAGUUCGAAGUUAGAACAAGACGAGACGAUAGAUAAUUUUGCCAGUAAACAACCAAAGCGGGUGCAAGUGUCACCCCAGAAGCCUUCAGAGCGUCCGAAUAGGCCUGCGCCCCCGUCCCCCAGGCCCGCACACGUAGAACUAGAACAGAAAGAUUCCAGCGAUUCCGAGGCCGAGCAAGUCAAGCCAACGCCUAAGCCAGUGGAGCCCCCCUUAAUCGAAGCCGUCGACUUACUCAACCUCAACACCACCCCCAACCCCUCGACCAUAAAGCCCUCCGCAAGCUCAAACUUCGAUCUCUUAAGCGGUUUGGAUUCCUCCAACGACAACUUCCCCUCAUUUCCCUCGAAUCCCGCUCCCAACCCCCAGCCGUCGCUCUUUGACCCGUUCGGUUCCUCGGACCCCCAAAAUAACCUCCUCGGCGAUUGGGGUAAUUUCAAUUCGGCCCCUCCGACUAAGCCCCCCGAGCCCCAGCCCCAGAAACCGACCGACUUUUUCUCCGACUUGGGCAAUCUGGGCGGAGGUGCGUGGAACAGCAACGCGUCCUCGCCCAUCAAAGUCCCCCCCACGACCCCCCAACAAGGGGGCACCCCCCAACACAAGCCCGUCACGCCGCAACACCAAGCCAAGUCGCCGGAUUACAGCAGAUCCCACUUUGAUGCGUUCGGCGAUAAGGGCGAGAAAGGGAAGCCGAAGAGCGAUGAUGUCUUUGGGGAUUUGCUGGGGUCGCAGGGGUACAAGUUCAGCGCGAAGAAAGACAACGCCCCUAGGACGAUCAACGAUAUGAGGAAAGAGGAUAUGGCGACUUACAUGGACCCUGAUAAGAUUAAAAUCAUGGAAUGGAAAGAGGGCAAGAAGAACAAUAUCAGGGCGUUGCUGUGUUCGCUACAUACGGUCCUGUGGGAAGGGACGAAGUGGAAUAAGUGCGAUAUGUCGCAGCUGGUGACACCCGCCGAUGUUAAGAAGGCGUACAGGAAGGCCUGUUUGGCGGUGCAUCCGGAUAAGCAAACGGGUACCGAUAACGAGAACAUGGCCAAGCUGAUUUUUAUGGAAUUGAACAAUGCCUGGAGUGACUUCGAAAAUGAUGCCUCCCAACAAAAUAUCUUCACUAGCUAAUUCUUCUCUACUAUGUGAUCAUUCCGUUUUAUGGUUAACUUAUAGAUUAUUUAUUUUAGGUGAUUUUAUUUCAAUUUUACAUAACAAUGAUGUAGCUCUAAAGUGAUGACUUUAUCAUAUGAAAUGAAAGCAAUUGUCGGAUCUAGACAAUAUUUUAAUCGUAGUUACUUUAGAGGUGUUGUUAAAAUUGAGCGCUGAUGAUAAUGAUAUUAUACUUAAUAGUUUUGUUUUGUAUUGUUUAGAAUAUAUUUUUAUAUUGUGUCACUGUUACAUAACGUCAUUUGUGCAAUUCAUGAUUACGAUUCGUUUCCAGUGUUUUAAAUUUUAUUCAAGUUGCAAACUUCAAAAAUAUAUUUCAAAGAGCAAUCUUCAAACAA
This is a messenger RNA of Tribolium castaneum (red flour beetle), 3882 nucleotides long. It is a transcript of the gene aux, whose product is annotated as auxilin. Gene Ontology annotation, cellular component: cytoplasm. Bases 134 to 3505 code for a protein of 1123 amino acids. Gene Ontology annotation, molecular function: ATP binding; AP-2 adaptor complex binding; protein serine/threonine kinase activity. Gene Ontology annotation, biological process: regulation of clathrin-dependent endocytosis; protein phosphorylation; positive regulation of Notch signaling pathway. Lineage: Eukaryota; Metazoa; Arthropoda; Insecta; Coleoptera; Tenebrionidae. The transcript is spliced from 15 exons. The record is from RefSeq and is a predicted model, not a curated record.